AUGACCAACACUGCCGAUUCUGCCGCCGCUCUUGAAGCGGCUGAAGAUACACCACUCCUCCAUCAUCAGCACCUCAACCGCUACGGAUCAGCCAAGCAUGGGCAAACAGCAGAGCACGCGCGGCUCUCCCAGCUCAUUGUGCUGUGUUACGCACGACUAAUGGAGCCCAUCGCAUUCUUCUGCAUUUUCCCCUACAUGGCAGAGAUGGUGCAACGCAAUGGCGACCUGGCAGACGCUGACAUUGGCUUCUAUAGCGGAUUGCUAGAGUCGGCCUUUUCAAUCACCCAAGUCAUUUUCUUGAUGGCAUGGGGCAGUCUUGCCGACAGAAUUGGUCGCAAACCGGUUCUCAUAGCGAGCCUUGUAGGCAUGGCUGUUGGCCAGGUUCUGUUCGGAAUGUCUACUACACUGUGGCAAAUGGCUCUCUUUCGAGGUCUGACCGGUGUCUUCUCCAGCGCUAAUCUUGUCAUUCGUACUAUGGUUGGUGAAAACAGCACAGCGAAGACCCGGGCGCGAGCAUACAGCUGGUACUCUACGAGUGGCAACAUCGCCGUCUUUCUCGGCCCGCUUCUUGGUGGUUUGCUCGUUGACCCAGCAAAGCAGUACCCGGGCGUAUUCUCGGGUAUUCCAUUCGUGGAGAAGUAUCCCUACGCCUUAUCUGGGCUACUCGUCGGCUCACUGGGAAUAACUGCCGCCGUCGCAUCUGCCAUCUUCCUGCAAGAGACUUUGCACUCUGCUCUUUCUGAUCAAGGCGAGGAAGAGAAUUACUGCGAAGACAAGCCGACAACAUUCCAGAUUCUGACAUGCGCAAACAUCCCACGCGCCAUGUUCAUCUUUGGCCAAGUUAUGCUUCUUGCAUUCUCUUGCACUGCCAUAUUUCCUGUUGUCCUGUACACAAAGGUCAGCAUUGGAGGAUUUGGCUUCUCCACGGCCCAGUCCACCAUGUACGUUGCGAUGCAAGGACUCAGUGAGACAACAUGGCUCUUGCUUGUGUUCCCUUUGCUUCACGCCCGAGUCGGCUCCAUGGGAGUUGUUCGCCUGUGCUCUGUGGCCUUUCCUUGUGUGUUCGCUGCCCAUAUAUUGAUGAACGCGCUCCUCCGCGACGGAAGCGACGCGGCCUCUGCCCUGUCGUCUAUUCUAGUCUGGGUUCUGAAGCUUUGUGUCCCAGGAGUGUGGAUGGCGUUUACAGCAGUGCAGUUGCAACUCAACGAAGUGAGUCCUGGACCUUAUGCCCUGGGCAAGAUCAAUUCCAUUGCAGAGAUGCUUGCUAGCUUGGUGAGAUCUAUAGUGCCGCCCAUCAUUAGCUCAAUUUUUGCUAUUGGAGUGAGGGACCAAAUUUGUUCCGGGUAUUUCGCCUGGAUUGUUCUUACGGUACUUUCACUUCCCCUUCUAGGGAUUGUUGCCUGUCGUCCAUCAUGA
This is a messenger RNA of Cordyceps militaris CM01, 1416 nucleotides long. Its product is annotated as Major facilitator superfamily transporter. Gene Ontology annotation, molecular function: transmembrane transporter activity. Bases 1 to 1416 code for a protein of 471 amino acids. Lineage: Eukaryota; Fungi; Ascomycota; Sordariomycetes; Hypocreales; Cordycipitaceae. The record is from RefSeq and is a predicted model, not a curated record. The transcript has a single exon. Gene Ontology annotation, biological process: transmembrane transport.